Messenger RNA from Schistocerca serialis cubense, 509 nucleotides. RefSeq names its product calsenilin. The record is from RefSeq and is a predicted model, not a curated record. Gene Ontology annotation, molecular function: calcium ion binding. Lineage: Eukaryota; Metazoa; Arthropoda; Insecta; Orthoptera; Acrididae. The transcript is spliced from 5 exons. Bases 76 to 477 code for a protein of 133 amino acids.
UGUCCAGAGGGUGUCGUACACGAAGAUUCCUUCAAGGACAUCUACGCCAAGUUCUUCCCUCACGGAAACUCGAGCAUGUACGCCCACUACGUCUUCAAGGCCUUCGAUGUCAACAGCAACGGUGCCAUCAGUUUUAGGGACCUGCUGGUGACGCUGUCGACGCUGCUGCGCGGCUCCAUGUACGAGAAGCUGCGCUGGACGUUCAAGCUGUACGACAUCAACGGCGACGGCUGCAUCACGCGCGCCGAGCUGUCCGAGAUCGUGUCGGCCAUCCACGAGCUGAUGGGGCGGCGCGCGCACCACGUCAGCAGGGUGGAGGACGAGAGAAAGGCGCGCGAGCAGGUCGACAGGGUGUUCAAGAAGCUCGACCUCAACCAGGACGGCGUCAUCACCAUCGAGGAGUUCAUCGAGUCCUGCCUCAAGGACGAGGUGAUCACCAAAUCGCUGCAGGUGCUGGACGCCGGCAGCGGGCUAUGAUGGCCGGCCCGGGCGGCGGCCGCGGCCGGGGG